UGCACACAGCGUGACUUUUACAGAAAUGUGCCAUUACACGACAAUGUCAGUUAUUCAGGAUAACACCUGGCUUCUUCGAUAAAAAGCAGUAGUUCUCCAGCUUUCAGAGUGAGUGUGUGAGAGAGGAUCUGAAUUUGCCAUUGUAGAGAGAGAAAUUGAAGAGAGAGAGAGAGAGAGGAGAUGGGUACGGAUGUGGUUGUGAUGCAACAUGGUUCGAAUGAGGUGAAACCAGGUGUGGACCAUGGUUGCUGCAAGAAGGGACCUGGGUACGCCACUCCACUCGAGGCCAUGUCUAAAGGCCCAAGAGAAUCCCUCAUCUAUGUCACAUGUGUCUACUCAGGAACAGGAAUUGAGAAGCCUGACUACCUUGCAACAAUUGAUGUUGAUCCAAGCUCACAUACUUAUUCAAAGGUGAUCCACAGGUUGCCUAUGCCUAAUAUAGGUGAUGAACUACAUCAUACUGGGUGGAAUGCCUGUAGUUCUUGCCACGGAGAUCCGUCAGCAGCCCGUCGUUAUCUUGUCCUUCCUUCGCUAAUAUCUGGUCGCAUAUAUGCAAUUGAUACACUCAAAAAUCCAAGGUCUCCCGCUUUGCAUAAAGUAGUUGAACCUGAAGAUAUUUUACAGAAGACUGGAUUAGCAUAUCCACACACAUCUCACUGCCUUGCAUCUGGUGAUUUGAUGGUGUCAUGCCUUGGAGAUAAAGAUGGAAAUGCCGAGGGGAAUGGGUUUCUUCUGCUUGACUCAGAGUUUAAUGUGAAAGGAAGAUGGGAAAAACCGGGGCAUAGUCCGCUUUUUGGGUAUGAUUUCUGGUACCAACCCCAACACAAGACCAUGAUAAGCACAUCAUGGGGAGCCCCGGCAGCUUUCACCCAAGGUUUCAACCUUCAGCAUGUUUCCGAUGGUCUUUACGGGCGCCAUUUGCAUAUCUACAACUGGCCUGAUGGUGAACUAAAACAGACAUUGGAUCUUGGAAAUACAGGGCUCCUACCCUUGGAGAUAAGAUUUCUGCAUGAUCCAACUGAAAGUACAGGGUUUGUUGGGUGUGCCUUAACUAGCAACAUGGUGAGAUUCUUCAAGAACCCUGAUGACUCAUGGUCCCAUGAGGUUGCAGUAUCAGUGAAACCACUAAAGGUGCAAAACUGGAUUCUUCCUGAAAUGCCCGGACUUAUAACUGAUUUUCUGAUGUCUCUUGAUGACCGUUAUCUCUACUUAGUGAACUGGCUUCAUGGAGAUGUCAGACAGUAUAGCAUCGAGGAUCCUAAGAAUCCCGUGCUGAAGGGCCAAGUAUGGGUUGGAGGGCAGAUUCAAAAAGGCAGCUCUGUACUGGCUGAAGCUGAAGAUGGUUCGACGUACCAGUUUGAUGUCCCAGAGAUUCAGGGAAAUCGGUUGAGAGGAGGACCUCAGAUGAUACAAUUGAGCUUAGAUGGGAAGCGGCUCUACAUUACAAACUCACUCUUCAGUACAUGGGACCGUCAGUUUUAUCCUGAACUCAUGGAAAAAGGUUCCCACAUGUUACAGCUUGAUGUUGAUACUGAGAAAGGUGGUCUUGCAAUAAACCCUAACUUCUUCGUUGACUUCGCCUCCGAACCUGAUGGUCCUUGCCUCGCCCACGAGAUGAGAUAUCCAGGUGGUGACUGCACUUCGGACAUAUGGGUUUAAUCAGAGCUUGAAUCCUUUUUAAAAUGGUCAUGUUUAGCAAUGAAAAAGGCAUGUUUUGUCAGAAAACAAUUUUAUGUUUUGAGUUCUUGAGAACUAUUUCUUUAGUGACAAACCAAGCAAGCCCUAGUUGAAUGAAAACAAUAAGGUAUAUAUGUCAAGUAUAGUGGCACUAGUUGAUGGAUGAAAUAAAGGUACUCCUUGAACAUACUACUGUAAUAAUAUGAGCCUCUGAUUUUAAA
Cornus florida is the source of this 1898-nucleotide messenger RNA. Its product is annotated as selenium-binding protein 2-like. The coding region runs from base 181 to 1659 and encodes 492 amino acids. The record is from RefSeq and is a predicted model, not a curated record. Lineage: Eukaryota; Viridiplantae; Streptophyta; Magnoliopsida; Cornales; Cornaceae. Gene Ontology annotation, molecular function: selenium binding. The transcript is spliced from 7 exons.